AUGUGCGGCACACGCUACAAUGAAGAGAAAUGCCAGACCCUGAGUGACCACUUCUGGUGCCCACUGGAGAAGCGAUGUCUGCCGGUGACUGUCCGCUGUAACCACAUCCCUGAGUGCUUGGAUGGCGCCGACGAGAUUGACUGCGACUUUGAGAAUUGCAGCGGAUUUUCAUGUGCUAACAGUCAGUGCAUAGACACGAGUCAGAGAUGCGAUGACGACUAUAAUUGUGUGGAUGGGCAUAAAAAAUGCGAUUCCGGACAAUGCAUUCCGAUGAGUUUUUGGUGCGAUUACGUGAACGACUGUCCGGACAGGUCGGACGAAAACAACUGUCAAAGUCAUCACCGGAAGUGUCGUACCGAUGAGUACGAGUGCGAUAACGGACAGUGCAUUAGCCAUAAAUACCAGUGCUUUCUGUCGGUCGACCCGCGGAAUGGUUGCGCCGACAGGUCUAACCUCAAGAACUGUUCGCAGUGGCAGUGCUCUGACGACCAGAUCAAGUGCGCCGACAGUUAUUGUGUGGACGGACAG
Oppiella nova is the source of this 528-nucleotide messenger RNA. NCBI's taxonomy places the organism in Eukaryota, Metazoa, Arthropoda, Arachnida, Sarcoptiformes, Oppiidae. The record is from the annotation of a GenBank genome assembly.